This is a messenger RNA of Neopsephotus bourkii (Bourke's parrot), 1053 nucleotides long. RefSeq names its product phospholipid phosphatase 2 (gene PLPP2). The transcript has 6 exons. Bases 121 to 975 code for a protein of 284 amino acids. Gene Ontology annotation, molecular function: phosphatidate phosphatase activity. The record is from RefSeq and is a predicted model, not a curated record. Lineage: Eukaryota; Metazoa; Chordata; Aves; Psittaciformes; Psittacidae. Gene Ontology annotation, biological process: phospholipid metabolic process; signal transduction; phospholipid dephosphorylation.
CCGUCCCGUCCCGUCCCAUCCCGUCCGCCCGGACUUUACCUCCCGGUCGGGCCCGGCUCCGUUCCGGGCCAUGUGAGGAGAGGAGCGGGGCCGGGCCGCGGGGCCGUCACCGGCAGCGCGAUGGAGCGCAGGAAAGUGUUCGUGGUGCUCGACGUGCUCUGCCUGGCGGUCGCGUCUCUGCCCUUCAUCAUCCUGACGCUGGUGAACUCCCCGUACAAACGGGGCUUCUACUGCAACGACGACUCCAUCCGCUACCCCUAUAAGGCAGACACCAUCACCCACGGCCUCAUGGCCGGGGUCACCAUCACCUGCACCGUUGUCAUCCUCUCAUCAGGGGAGCUGUACCUGGUCUACACCGAGCGCCUCUAUUCCAAGUCGGAAUUCAACAACUACCUGGCUGCCCUAUACAAGGUGGUGGGGACCUUCCUCUUUGGGGGGGCCAUCAGCCAGUCCCUCACUGACCUGGCCAAGUACAUGAUCGGCCGCCUCCGGCCCAACUUCCUGGCUGUCUGCAAUCCCGACUGGUCCAAGGUGAACUGCUCCAUCUACGUGCAGCUGGAAAACGUCUGCCAAGGGGACAGCAGGAACGUCACCGAGUCCAGGUUGUCCUUCUACUCGGGCCACUCUUCCUUUGGGAUGUACUGCAUGAUGUUCCUGGCGCUCUAUGUGCAAGCCCGGCUGGUGGGGAAGUGGGCCCGGCUGCUGCGUCCCACCAUCCAGUUCUUCCUCAUCACCUUCGCCAUCUACGUGGGCUACACCAGGGUGUCCGACUACAAGCACCACUGGAGCGAUGUGCUGGUGGGGCUGCUCCAAGGGGCUCUCAUUGCCGUCCUCAUUGUCCGAUACGUAUCCGACUUCUUCAAGCAGCGUCCCCCUCAGCCGAGUGAUGGGAAGGACCCAGAGCGCAAACCCAGCCUCCCACUCACCAUGAGCGACCCCGACCGCAAUCACUACAGCUACCGGGGCGCACCGUGAGCCGCGCUCCGCACCGGGCUCCCUAUGGAACACCGGCUCCCUAUGGAACACUGGCUCCCUAUGGAACACCGGCUCCCU